UUGACGACACAGACCCAAAAAAAAAAAAAAAGAAGAAAAAAAAAGGUGGAAGUGAAAGUGUGACAAUUCAAAAACAGUCACACUCUCACACAAUACUCAGAGAUGAAUCAGUUGAAGACAGUUCUCAACAUUGCCAACAAACAGGCCAACCUUGGUUUUGGUUUGGUGGCCCUGCUGACCGCCGGAGGAGAGCAGCUCUUCUCCUCGGUGGUCUUCAAAUGCCCCUGCAAUGACUGGAACUUUGAGUACGGCAUGGUGUUUCUGCUGGUCCCCGCUCUGGCGCUGCUGCUCAUGGGCUUCAUCUUGAGUAAAAAGACCUGGAAGCUGGUGACGGGUCUGUGUGUGCGCAGAAGCAGCCUGUGCCGUUGGAACAAGGUGACAUCCUGCGCGUCCAUCCUGCUCCAGAUCGGUGCCACUGCGCUCGUUGCGCCCUCCAGCUGGAUAGCGGUGGCUCUGCUCAACGGGAACUACUUUGAAUGCGCAAUGACCGGGACCAAUGUGAGCCUGUUCAACAACCACCUGUGUGGGGUGAAGACCACGCAGGCUGAGUGUCAGACUGAGCUGUACAAGUUCCCCUGUGGAAAGUCAGACAAAGUGUCCACUGCCGGCAGAGAGGAGGUCAUGCAGAACCUCCGAGCAGAGUCCCAGAUCCUGGGUUGGCUGCUCAUCGCUUCCAUCAUGCUGUGCAACCUGGUGUUCGCCUGCGUGGCUCGUUGCACGUCACCGAUCAGCUACCUGCAGCUCAAGUUCUGGAGGGUUUAUGAUCAGGAGGAGAGCACCCUCCUGGACAAAUAUACAGCAGAACAUGCCAAGGAGCUCGCCGACAGAAACGUGAAGAGCUUCUUCCAAAUGAAGCCUCCAAAAGACUUUGUUACUCCCUCCAACAAGGACUGGGAGAAAAUCUCUUCACUCUUUAAGUUCUACACCAAAGACCAUUACUACAGCACUCUGCACCAGCAUGUGGAGUGCUGUGAGGAAACCGAUGAUGGAAUGAUGAGGCUGGGGUCUGUCAGGUCAUCUGAUAUUUCUCCUGAGGCCCCUCCUAUGUUUAAUUUGGCGGAUGGUGUUAGUGUGGCAAUAUAGUACACUUAUGGAAGUGCCCUUAAUGUAUACAUUAUCGAGGUUUCAUGUGAGAAAAAAACUGAUGGAAACAGUAAGAUCUGGAAAAAAAUGUUCUGAAUUAUACAAAAAAGUAAGGUAGCAGCCUGAAGUGGUUUUGCAUUUGCUGUUUUCAAAUCAAUUGUGACAUACUGAAUGUUAACCAUUAGCUGUUUGCUCUGUUCUCCCAGAUGUUCACAUAUCUGGUUGUGCAACAGGAAAUGUGGAAUCAUGAGAACUUGGAAUUGUUAUUUGGUCUCCUCCAUGAUAGAAAAUAUUACAGCCUUUUCAGAUGGAAUACAGCAACAGCAUGUCUUCUACCCUGUUUAUUAGAUCCUUGAAUAACGCCUGCCAGGACUCUGGCAUUUUCGGAAAUUUGUCGCGAUGUGCAUUUUGGGAAGCAGAGCUCCACGCAGCUACAUUAUGGCCACAGCAGCAACAAACACGGAAAGGGCUUCAUUGCCUCUUGCUACUGCAGCU
Molecule: messenger RNA, 1578 nt
Organism: Sphaeramia orbicularis (orbiculate cardinalfish)
Lineage: Eukaryota; Metazoa; Chordata; Actinopteri; Kurtiformes; Apogonidae
Gene: calhm6
Product: calcium homeostasis modulator family member 6
Exons: 2
Coding region: 103-1083 (326 amino acids)
Cellular component (GO): plasma membrane
Molecular function (GO): monoatomic cation channel activity
Source: RefSeq, a predicted model, not a curated record